Messenger RNA from Tinamus guttatus (white-throated tinamou), 2450 nucleotides. The record is from RefSeq and is a predicted model, not a curated record. NCBI's taxonomy places the organism in Eukaryota, Metazoa, Chordata, Aves, Tinamiformes, Tinamidae.
AACUCCAGCGCUGUUCAUUCGGGGACAGAAAAACCUAAAGAAAAGCGAUGUAAGCAGAAUCCAUCAGAAACCACAAGUUCCCUGAUUUCAAAUCCUUUCUAGCUUUUACAAAAACCUUACACCUGUGGAGCUUGUGGAAUCCAGUUCCAGUUUUAUAACAAUCUCCUGGAGCACAUGCAGUCCCACGCAGCUGACAAUGAAAACAAUAUCGCCUCUAGCCAGCCCAGAUCACCUCUAGCUGUUGUUGAAGAAAAGUGGAAACCACAGCUCCAAAGAAACAAUGCCAACAAUACAUCCGCGAGUGGUUCGGUAGGCAACAGCGCGAUCCCAGAGAAGGAGCGGCAGAACAUUGCCGAGAGGCUCCUGAGGGUGAUGUGCACUGACCUGGGGGCUCUGAGUGUGGUGAGCGGGAAGGAAUUCAUCAAGCUAGCACAGACCCUGGUGGACAGCGGAGCUCGCUAUGGUGCCUUCUCAGUCACCGAAAUCCUGGGCAAUUUCAACACGCUGGCUCUGAAGCAUUUGCCUCGGAUGUACAACCAAGUGAAAGUCAAAGUCACCUGCGCCCUGGGCAGCAACGCGUGCCUUGGCAUAGGUGUCACUUGCCACUCUCAGAGCAUCGGUCCUGAUUCUUGCUACAUCUUGACAGCUUAUCAGGUGGAAGGCAACCACAUCAAGAGCUACGUCCUGGGAAUUAAAGGUGUAGAUAUUCGAGAUAACGGUGAUUUUAUCCACCAUUGGGUGCAGAACGUGCUCUCAGAGUUUGUGAUGUCAGAGAUCAGGACGGUGUACGUCACAGACUGCAAAGUCAAUUCCUCUGCGUUCUCCAAGGCAGGCAUGUGCUUGCGGUGUUCGGCCUGUGCCUUGAACUCAGUAGUGCAGAGUGUGCUGAAUAAGCGAACACUACAGGCUCGCAAUAUGCACGAAGUAAUCGAGCUCCUGAAUGUCUGUGAAGAUUUGGCAGGAUCCACAGGCCUCUCAAAGGAGACCUUUGGCUCCCUGGAAGAGACCUCGCCCCCUCCCUGCUGGAACUCAGUGACCGACUCCCUCCUGCUCGUCCAUGAGCGCUACGAGCAGAUCUGUGAGUUUUACAGCAGGGCCAAGAAGAUGAACCUCAUCCAAAACCUGAACAAGCAUCUGCUCAGCAACCUUGCAGCCAUUUUGGCUCCGGUGAAGCAGGCGGUGAUUGAAUUGAGCAACGAGAGCCGGCCCACCUUGCAGCUCGUACUGCCCACCUACGUCAAACUGGAGAAACUGUUCACUUCCAAAGCCAAUGACGCUGGCGUAGUCAGCAAACUCUGCCACCUCUUCUUGGAAGCGCUGAAGGAGAACUUCAAAGUCCAUUCGGCACACAAGGUAGCCAUGAUCUUAGACCCCCAGCAGAAGCUGCGGCCCGUCCCGCCAUACCAGCAUGAAGAGAUAAUUGGCAAGGUCUGUGAGUUGAUCAAUGAGGUGAAAGAGUCCUGGGCAGAAGAAACAGAAUUUGAACCAUCAACCAAGAAAGCGCGGGCAGCAGGGGAAACCACAGCAGCUCAGGAAGAAGAUUGGUUUGGGAAAAAUGAAGUUUAUGAUUAUUUACAAGAACCUCUCUUCCAGACCACCCCUGACCUGUUUCAGUACUGGUCGUGUGUUACCCAAAAGCAUACAAAACUAGCCAAGCUAGCCUUUUGGCUCUUAGCAGUGCCUGCUGUUGGUGCCAGAAGUGAAUGUGUAAAUAUGUGUGAGCAGGCUCUCUUAAUCAAAAGGAGACGGCUACUCAGUCCAGAAGACAUGAACAAACUCAUGUUUUUGAAGUCCAACAUGCUUUAAGACUCACUUUUAAUUAAAACAAAACUUUAAAACACUGUUCCAAACAAAGAAAAAGAAUUUUAAGUUCUAAACACUGUGGACCUCAUUAUGAAUGCCCCUGGAAACCAAGUGCUUUUUUAUAUAUAUAAAAAAAUAUAAAUAUAUAUAAAAUUAAGUUUGAAAGGAAAGCUGAGCACGUGAGAGAGACAGCCCUCUGCCAGGAACGUGCUCCUUUCCAUAGAUAGUGUGUGGACUUGACAGACUUUCUAAUGUUUUCAAGUGGGCAGACCAGUGGGAGGCUGAUGUUCUAAAGUCUUCAGGCAGCUGAGAUCUAAAGUGACUUGAAGUUUCUUUUGUUUCUCCUCCACCCCACCUUUUUCCUCUUGUUCCCUGGGCCAUCUUGCCAUGGAUAAUCAGACUACAUUGAACAGACCAGUUCUGCACUGGACUUUGCUCCUUUGAAUAACUGUACACCUUGAGGGCAUUUGUCUUCAGCCUUCUUGACAUACGGUGCAUGUUGUCAGGGCAGCUGUGUUUUACGAACACCAGUAUCUUUAGAAAUCAGGAAGGGAGACUUCAAGGAUUUAUUUUAUUUUAUUUUAAUUUUAACUUUUUCAUUUAAGGAUUUCCCAGACAACAAAAGUUACUCUUCUGUCUCCACUCCC